AUGUCCCCCCCACUCCGCAUCGGCGUCCUCCUGGUCAACACCGUCCAACUCCUUGACCUCGCCGCCGUCGACCUCUUCUACAUGAUCGACCCCUCCUACCUCUCCGCCUGCUCCCUCCCCAAACCGCUCAUCGACCUCGGCCGCCCCGUCCAAAUCCACUACAUCGGCAAAUCCGGCCCCAACACCCACCAGGACACCACCUCCAACCUCUCCCUGCAACUCACAGCCUCCCUCACCGACAAGGCCGUGCAGCCCCACGCCCUCGACAUCCUCCUCAUCCCCGGCCCGGAACCCUCCACCGUCCCCGACGACGCGUACCUGGAUUUCGUGCGCGCGCACCACGACGCUGGCACGCAUGUCCUGAGUAUCUGCACGGGCAUCCUGGUCGUCGCGCACGCCGGUAUUGCCAAUGGGAAGCGCGCCACGGGCCCGCGCAUGCUCGUGCCCAUGCUGAGGGAGAAUUUUCCCGACGUGGCGGUGUGGGAUGCGUCGCGGCGGGUGGUGCGCGAUGGCAAUCUUUGGUGUAGUGGCGGCAUUACCAAUGGCCAUGAUCUCGUCGCCCAGUAUCUCAGGACUAUCGUUGCCGAACCCCUUGUCAAGACCAUCCUCGCCAUGGCGGAUGUGCCGGAGCGGAGCCUGAGUUAUGAAAGCGCCGUCACGACCGAUAACUUUUUCUUUCUGUGGCAGGUGCUUAAGGCGUUGCCUACCAUGCUGUUUCGUUCCAUCAAGGGAUAA
Molecule: messenger RNA, 735 nt
Organism: Aspergillus clavatus NRRL 1
Lineage: Eukaryota; Fungi; Ascomycota; Eurotiomycetes; Eurotiales; Aspergillaceae
Product: DJ-1/PfpI family protein
Exons: 2
Coding region: 1-735 (244 amino acids)
Source: RefSeq, a predicted model, not a curated record